AUGCCGCUCUUAGAUAAGAUGGAUUCCCUGCCCUCUGAUCCUCCUUUGGAAGAAGUUAACCCCUUUAUCCCUUCCCCAAUUGUGGGGGAUGGGGUUGUCCCUGACCCAAUCCCUCUUCUCUUUGAGGAUAAUAUCGGGGAAUCCCUGGCUGUGGAUGCUCCCUGUGAAGAAGAGAUUUCUAUUAAUGCUAUUGGAUCUGUCCAAGAUAUUCCCAUUCAUCUGGUCAUUGAUAUGGAUAACUCUGCUGAGAUCUUUCUGGCAAUGGUGGAAGCUGCGCUGGAAUAUCGCAAGCAGAAUCCACAGGACAUAGACUUGCAAUACCUGCGGUUUGUCGUGCUUUCUAUUGGAACGGGUGAAGUUUCCAAUGAACAUUAUGAUGCAAAAACUGCUAAAAAAUGGGGGAUGUUUCGAUGGCUUAAGCCCCUUAUUGAUGCACUAUUUAAAGGAACUGCAGAUGUGCAGAAACAUCAGAUAGAAUUAUUGUGGCACAAAGUUACACAUAGUCUUAGAAUAGAGCCAAGAGAUUUAAAUGGAGAUUUGGCAAGCCUCGACAAUUCUAGCGAGAAAAACCUUGAAGGUCUUCGAAAGCUUGCAGAAGAACAUUUGCAAAAACCAUUGGACAAGGAUGAUUUUAAAGGAUUCGAUUUCAACGAUGUCCAGAAUAUUACCUAUCAGAAGGCCCUGGAUAUGUAA
Molecule: messenger RNA, 693 nt
Organism: Cryptomeria japonica (Japanese cedar)
Lineage: Eukaryota; Viridiplantae; Streptophyta; Pinopsida; Cupressales; Cupressaceae
Product: patatin-like protein 3
Exons: 4
Coding region: 1-693 (230 amino acids)
Molecular function (GO): glycerophospholipase activity; monoacylglycerol lipase activity
Source: RefSeq, a predicted model, not a curated record